AAGAUACCCAGCGCAUUUGCUCAGGACUGCGAUAGGCCUAACAUUUCAAAGUGCUGUGUAAAUACUGAUUUUUUAUCAUUUUUAUGAAGUCAUGGAAAAAGAACAGUUCUUGUGCUCUAUUUGCCUGGACAAAUUUAUUCAGCCAAGAAUCACCGAUUGUCUUCAUUCUUUUUGUGAAAAUUGUCUUUUCACUUUCGUUUUGGAAGCACAGAAGAAAACGUCAUUUUCGAAUGGAACUUGUAGUGGCUUUGAAUGUCCAGUUUGCAGGAAACAAAUUGAUCUCCCUUCAGCCGAAGUGACAAAUCAAUGGAUAAAGGACACAUUUCCACUGGAUAUGAAAAUGAUCAAACGUAUGGAAAUCGAAAACGAAAGUAGCGUCAGUACAGAUGAAACCGAUGUAGACCUACAUCAUAAUAUCACGGACAACUCCGAUAAAGUCCUGUGCGCACCUUGCAAAGAAAGUGGAAUGAAGCAUUUUGCUAUUAAGUUUUGUUUGAAUUGUUGCGAGGCUCUAUGUAAAACUUGUUGCGAUUGGCAUAAAAAAUUCAAGCUGUUUAAGCAACACGAUGUUGUCCUUCUGUCCUCAUGCAAACUGUUUAAAUCCCAAAAGUUAACUGAUAGAUUUGAGAAGUAUACAAAGUGCAGAAAACACUUAGAUAAAGAUAUAAUGGCAUUCUGCAAAAUACAUGUGUGUUUCUGUUGUCUUCACUGUGUGACAUACGAGCACCGGGAAUGUAAAGUAAUACAUACUAAAGUUACCGGUGAUGAGGCGAAAAGCAAGGCAAACAUGGUUGCUGAAAUGUAUACAAAUGCACACGAACACAUAAAUUUUCUGCUAAAACUUGAAAAAGAUAACAGAGAUUCAUUGCUGUCAAACAUUGAAGAAGUAUCGGAUAAAAUCCAGUCUUUCAAAGACGAAAUUAUGAACAAAUUGAAUGAACAAUACGCUGACACCAUGUCCCGUCUCAAAGAAAUUAGGUUGCUUAUUGAAGAAAACACUGAAAAUGAACCCAGACUUAUCGAGAUGAGAGAAAGUUGUGGUAAACAGCUGGAAUAUCUUAAGGCAUUGAAUGAUUGCAAAUCAAAUGAGCAUGUGUUUAUACUGUCUCAAGCGGUUCAGUCUGAAUUUAGUGACUUAGAAACAGAUCUACAAAACAUUGAUAUGACUAUCAAAGGUAGUCGCUUGACGCUUGAAAUUUGCGGCGAGCUCAAGCAUUUGAAGGAUAAACUACAGACUCAUGGCAGACUUAUUGGGGUGAAACUUGAAACAGUUCCUUUGGAUCAUAAAGCAUUUGUUGUCACUGAAGAUUUGGCACAUGAUUUUGAAGUGGAGAAAAUGUCUCCAUUGAAAAUAGACGUACCUGACCUUUGUUCACCAAUAUUUUCAUCUACAUGCAACACUGAUGAAAACCUAGUUUUGUUCGACACUUAUUCUUCUGAUUUGUAUUCUUACAGUUUAUCAAAUAAGACAGCUUCUAGUUUCAGGGUCAGCAAUGCACACAGUGUCUUACAAAUUGGCAACAAUAAAUUCAUUGUUAGUAAACCAGAAUUAUCCACGGUAUCUGUGAUAAAAUGUGUUGACGGAGAAUUGUCUAGUAUCGCUUCUUGGAAACUAGAAGUGAAACCAUAUAUAAUAUGUCACAUGACUGACAGCGCAUAUGUGGUAUCAACGCAAAAACCUCUGGGAUUUCUCUUUUUCAAUAUCAUAUUGGACUUAAACCGUCUCCAAAUGAAAAAGCAUCUUACGCACAAUAAAGCUGGGAAAGAAAUCAAAGCAACGGAAUAUUUUAUCGUUGAUGUCAAACGAAUGCGCUUGAUCCAAACCUGUUUAGAGUCCAACGAAGUAAACUGUCGGACAUUUGAUGGAGAAGAAGUCUUCUGCUUCAAAAACAGUGUAUUGGAAUGCCCACAAGGAGUAACUUUGGACAAAAAUGGCAAUAUUUACGUUUGUAAUCAUUCUUAUUUCAAACCUAGUGUAAUCGUCCUAUCAGCUGAAGGAAUAUUAUUGAAUGAGAUUAAAGAAGAUGUCCCAUGAAAGCCGAUGGCUAUAUGCUCAGAUAAGACUGGAAAGAGAUUUUGGCUCACAUCAAACUAUAUCGAAAGUAGUGAUCGAGUAAGCGGCUUUGAACUUGUGAAAAUUGCAAGCCCUUGCAUAUAGUUCGUUUCAGAUUGCUUAGAUGUGAAUCUUGAAACUUUGGCAAAACGGGUGACUUAACCUUUUGAAAAUUUGAUUUAUUCAUAAACUAAUUAGUCAAGUGCUUAACGGCAUACAUAUUUAUCCCUUAUGCCGCUGGAAUUGACCCUGAAGACGUAUUUCCAAUGAAAAAUCGUUGCUUGAAAAUAACCAGACUGGGAGAAAAAAUUCAAAUUCUCACAAACUUGAAUAUAAGUUUAACUUGGAUAUUGUUUCCUGCUCGUAUAUAACCAAAUUUAAGUUGUUGCAAACACUUGAAUAUGAAGUAUUGAUAGUAUCUUUGUACUAAUUUAUAUGAGAUGAUAUGUGUUUUUGCAGAAGUUUAAUUUAUUUACUCUAUGUAUUGUCAUGUUAAAUCUCAUACAUUUUAAGUUACACAUACUCAGCCCAGAUAUUUUAUGCCUCGAAGUCAAAGACCUGUAACGUUUGUAGUAUUUGAACUGUCCGUCCGCCCAUUCGACCGUCAGUUAGUCUUGUACUCAACUCGAAUAUAUACCAUCAACAUGAAGUUGACAUGCGCAUAUCGUCGGGAUGUACAUUUUCGACUUUUUAAUUAAUACCUUUUCUUGGACUUAUAAGUUGGACUUAUUACUUUUGAAUAGUACAUGUUCACAUGCCCAUUAUGUACUUAACAUUUCGUACAGUUUCUGGCCAAUUCAUUUAAGAGUUUGUGUACAUCAUCACUAUAGAAUAUACAAUUACAUCGAUUCAAGCAUUGUGAUUAAUUGAGUUAAAAUUACAUUGCAAAUGUAAUUAAUUACAUUCAAUUACUUUACCAAAUUGGGUUACAAUCCAGCACACUUCUUACACGAACACUGAUCAAAGUUAUUGUGACAAAUAUUCAAUCAAACAAUCACUUAAAUGCGUUAUUGUACGUGUAUUAUCUCACCUGCUUCCUUUUGUCGUUCGCAGCGGAUGGCAACCAUGAUAAUUACUUUUUCAAGCCCGCGGGACAUUCUGGUAAUAUAGGACGCUGUUGCAGCUUUCUUCAACAGGUACACACAAACAUUGUGAUAUCUCCGCACAUAAUGAUGUUGUAGCGAACAGUAUCAAUAGUCUCCAGAAUACAACAUACUCAAAUAAGAUAAAAUGAUACUAAUUAAGAUUAUAUACUAGUAUUAUUCGCAAAUAUAGAAAGGAAUUGAUGAACUUUUCAAUCAUAAUCGGUGGCAUAAAAACCAACAUAUCAUGAACGAACACGCGCAAGUAUUAUUCAGUUGAUUUAAGAGUUCGACUUUCGAUUUAGAUAUAAUUUAUUUAGGGACAUAUCCCUCUUUGCAAGAACACAAUUUUGUCGUGAUUUUCUUUGAUGGUGUAAGUAAUAUGUCUGUGUACACUUUGUACGGAUUUAACAAAUCCUGCGACUUUCGUAUUUAUAAAGACUUUAUUAGCAUCGACAUUAACAGCUCUCAGUUUCACUACUUUUCUUCAAAGAAUUAACGUGACCUUAGAUAUAAUUAUUUAAUGAUUCGUUUAGCGCAUGUUCUGAUAGGUUUUUGAUUUUUUUUUUAUAAUAAUGUUUAUGAUUUUUAGAUUAUUUAUAAAAGAGAAUCCGCCAUAGCGGUAUCAUGCGUAUUAUAUAUCCGCCAUUUUGGAGGAAGCUUGUGAGACAUGGCAACAAUAUCCAAGGUGGCAUUCCUUAUUGGAUAUAUGCAUUGCCAUGAGAAAGUCGCGGCCGUUCCAUACUGAAUUGUGUUUUUUUUUUCUUUUAUACUGAUGAAUUAGCUGUAGUGGGUAUGAUAGACGCAUUAGGGCGGCAAACCCAGACAUUAUAACUUUAUUGUAUGUAUAUGUAAAUAUAAUAUUAUUUUGAUUGCAAUACAUUAGGUUUAUAUACAGUGCAGUUCUAUGCAAUGACCAACACUGGCAUUAACUUUCACUGGUGUGCAAUUUAAAAACAAGUUACAUAAUAACCGCAUAAAUAUUGUUUCCCAAAGUAAUGCAUUGCAUUUGUUUAUUAAUUACAUCCCUUUAAUAUGAUAAUAAAAUCUUAUAUAACAAUUUUAUUUCCUUUCUCUUACCAAUUUAAAGAUAAAAUCGCAUUAAAUCUUUAAAAUACAUAUACCAACAUUUGAAAGCUUUCACCGAUUAUUGAUUUCCAGACAUUUUCAUAGUACAUGCCUCUUCAUGAAUUAUAUGAGAUAAAAUUAUUAUUCAUA
Messenger RNA from Mercenaria mercenaria, 4353 nucleotides. RefSeq names its product E3 ubiquitin/ISG15 ligase TRIM25-like. Gene Ontology annotation, cellular component: chromatin; nucleoplasm. The coding region runs from base 92 to 2035 and encodes 647 amino acids. Gene Ontology annotation, biological process: positive regulation of DNA-templated transcription. The record is from RefSeq and is a predicted model, not a curated record. Lineage: Eukaryota; Metazoa; Mollusca; Bivalvia; Venerida; Veneridae. Gene Ontology annotation, molecular function: zinc ion binding; ubiquitin-protein transferase activity. The transcript has a single exon.